Messenger RNA from Polypterus senegalus (gray bichir), 2417 nucleotides. RefSeq names its product acidic amino acid decarboxylase GADL1-like. The coding region runs from base 330 to 1868 and encodes 512 amino acids. Gene Ontology annotation, biological process: carboxylic acid metabolic process. The record is from RefSeq and is a predicted model, not a curated record. Gene Ontology annotation, cellular component: cytoplasm. Lineage: Eukaryota; Metazoa; Chordata; Cladistia; Polypteriformes; Polypteridae. Gene Ontology annotation, molecular function: pyridoxal phosphate binding; carboxy-lyase activity. The transcript has 15 exons.
CCGGGGAUGACGAGCGGAGCUCUGGAGUCCGUCCGUCCGUCCGUCCGUCCGUCGGUCGGUCCGUCGAGAUCAUAAAGAAGCGCAGCACGGCGACACAAGGCGCGCGGCCGGCAGGGACGCGCUGUCUGGUCGCGCGGGACUUGUCGGGUGUCGCUCGCUGCGCGCGCUCGGCGCCUCCUAUAAAUGAGCGGACGCAGCCCCGAGAGCCUCAGUUUGCGCGCGCGCGGACGGACAGGUGGGUGGCUCGCAGACUCGCUCGCUCGCUCGCAGACUCGCUCGCCCAGGCAGAAGCUGCUCUCCCUUCGAAGCAUCAGGCGCUCGGCUGCAGCAUGGACUCUCCCUCUGUCGAUCUUCACCUCAGUCCGGUAACCAAGAAUGCAGUCCUAGUGGAUGGCGUUGUUCUCAAUGGGCCAACUCUGGACUCCAAGUCUGGGGAGCGGUUUGUGGAAGAAGCUUUUCCUUUAAUCAUGGAAGAAGCGGUCAGAAAAGCAACAAAUGUCAACGAGAAGGUGUGUGAAUGGCAGCCCCCCGAUGCCCUGAAGCAGCUUCUGGACCUGGAGCUGAGGGAGGAAGGUGAGACCCACCAGCAGAUCCUGCAGCGCUGCCAGGAUGUCAUCAAGUACAGCGUCAAGACAGGUCACCCGCGGUUCUUUAACCAGUUAUAUGCUGGACUGGAUCAUUACUCCCUGGUUGCCCGUUUCAUUACGGAAGCCCUCAAUCCCAGCGUAUACACCUAUGAAGUGUCGCCAGUGUUUCUGCUGAUUGAAGAAGUCGUUUUAAAGAAGAUGAUGGAAUAUGUUGGCUGGGAGAAAGGAGGCGAUGGCAUCUUUUGUCCUGGUGGCUCAGUUUCCAACAUGUAUGCUGUCAACGUGGCCCGGUACAAGCACUGUCCAAAUAUUAAAGACGAGGGUCUCUCGGGGCUCCCAAGACUGGUUAUGUUUGCCUCCGAAGAGUGCCACUACUCGAUAAGCAAAGCUGCCGCCUUCCUUGGGAUAGGCAUGAAAAAUGUUUAUGCAGUUUCAUCGGAUGAGAGAGGUAAGAUGAUACCUGAGGAGCUGGAGAAACAAGUCCAACGAGCCAAGAAAGAGGGGGCCGUGCCGUUUCUGGUCUGCGCGACGGCUGGCACAACAGUGUUUGGAGCCUUCGACCCUCUACAGGAGAUUGCAGACGUCUGUAAGAAGCAUCACCUCUGGCUCCAUGUCGAUGCCUCAUGGGGUGGCAGUGCAUUGAUGUCUAGAAAACACCGACAUCUCCUCAGUGGCAUCCACAGAGCUGAUUCAGUGGCUUGGAACCCACACAAGAUGUUAAUGGCGGGUCUCCAGUGCUGUGCUUUCUUAAUGAAGGACAGAACGGGCCUGCUUCAGAUGUGCCACUCUGCACAAGCAUCAUAUCUGUUCCAGAAGGACAAGUUCUACGACGUGAGCUGUGACACAGGAGACAAGUCAAUCCAGUGCAGUCGCAGAUCUGAUGCCUUCAAGUUCUGGUUCAUGUGGAAAGCCAUCGGCACACGUGGGCUCGAGGGGAGAGUAAACCGGGCCCUCGCCCUGGCAAGGUACCUGGCAGAAGAAAUCAAAAAGAAGGAGGGCUUCCGACUUUUACUGGAACCUGAAUAUGCAAACGUCUGCUUCUGGUACAUUCCGCCGAGUCUGAGGAAUACGCCUGAGGGUCCUGAGUUCUGGGCGAGACUUCAUCAGGUUGCACCGGCCAUCAAAGAGAGGAUGAUGAAGAAGGGCUCCAUGAUGAUCGGCUACCAGCCACACCGCAGCCAGGUGAACUUCUUUCGCCAGAUCGUCAUCAGCCCCCAGGUGAGCCGUGAAGAUAUGGAUUUUGUGCUUAAAGAGAUCGAGGCCCUCGGCGUGGACAUGUAGCGGCCGGCGUCUGGACGACCAGAGGAACCCCGUGAAGUCUCCUCGCCAGCGUCGAUCCAAAGCGGAAAUUAGUUCUGCCCACAUGAUGACUUUCUUUCAGAAAUGUUUUGGUCUAAAGAUACUGCUGUACUCUUGUCUUGAAGUUUAAACCGUACUGAAGGUUUGAUCGGCCCUGCUGACCUCAUUUGGAUCGCAGUAAAGACGACCGCCCUGAAUCUGACCAAGUCGACGAGCCCGAUGCCAUAGCACUGCUUGGCACCGAGCUGAAAUAAGCUUAGCAGUUGUCCUCAUGCUAAUCAUGCUGCCACCUCACUCGAUGUGCCCACGGGCAUCCAAAGCACUUCUGGGAGUCGAGAAGGCGCUGGGAAUGAGCAGCAGGGGGCGCCCUUAGGAUGGGGGAGUUAGGGGGGUCAGACAAAAGGCACCGAGGCAUCAGCUUCACUUAAAUAGUCAGAGCAGCGAGAACCCGGGCUGCAAGUGCCAGACACGAUUGUCACUUCUGCUUUGAAAUGUUGAAACGGGCGGCGAGCAGGCGGCGAGUCAAAAAAA